AUGUCGCUCCUGGGGCAUCUUCUACAUCCCCGUCUAAAAGGACCAAUCAUCUGCGCCAAUGUGACUACACAUUCCUUGUAUAUUGGGGCCAUAGAUGACCAUUUUGCGCGGAAUUAUACGGUGUUAAUGAGCCAGUUCAUCUGUAUCACCUUGGCCUAUCUCAUCCUUCGAUUGAUCCUUAGGCCUUUGAGGCAACCUCGAUUCGUUUGCAGUGCCUUGGCGGGCAUUCUGGUAAACGCCAUAGUCAGGGGGAAUGCCACGUACUUCGCGACACUCCCAAAAGAAGAACUUCUAUUGGCAAGGACAUUAGGCGUUCUUGGCACAACUUACCUCCAAUUCCUAACCGCAGUGAAAGCAGACACGGCUGUUAUCUACCAUACGAUGAGAAACGCCUUGAUCAUAGGCUCAUUGAGCAUGUUUCUGCCUUUCGCCUUGACGUUUCUCGUGGCUCAUAAUCUAAGCCUCCCCGGAAUGAAACACCAAUACUCCCAAUUUUUUUUCAUCACUGGAUUGGGCUUUACGCGCUUCGCUAAUGUCGUCUAUGCUUUCAAUGAGCUCAACAUCAUGACUUCCGAUUUAGGACAGCUUGCGGUGUCCUGUUCCAUGGUCUGUGAAACAAUCGUGUGGCUGCUUAUGUUCGCGGGGGCAUACGCCGUAGCACCAAGAGUCUUAUUUUAUUGUGUUUUAUCAACCGCGGCUUUCCUCUUGCUCAUAUUCGGUAUUAUUCGGCCAGUGAUCAUGUUGAUUAUUGAGAAGCUGCCAGAAAGGAAACCCGUGAGUGAGUUUUUUAUCUCAUCCAUCUUAGUCAUAGCUUUGGUGCUGGCAUCUCUCACGGACAUGAUAGGGUCGAUAAACCUAGGAGUUGUAAUGUUCGGGCUAGUGAUACCAAACGGGCCGCCACUAGGAACGACCUUAAGCGAAAAGGUUGAGCUAAUCACCAUGGAGAUCUUGAUGCCGAUGUUCUAUGUUGUUGUCGGAUUCAACAUAGAUGUUCAUUCGGUAGAUUUGAAGGUCUCCAGAGAUACCCUCCUCCUAAUCCUACUGUCUACUCUACUGAAGAUUGUUGGAUCUCUGGUAGCUGCGUUGUGCUGCAAACUAAGGCUUCGACAUUCAAUUUUGCUUGGCCUCAUGUUGAACAUUAAGGGUCCGUUCGACGUAUAUCUCCUCAACCGCUAUCUAUUUGAGGACAUAGACAAGAAAACUUAUACGGUGACAGUGUUAUCCCAAGUGGCAAUUACCGCCGUUGUGACACCUUUGAUAGAUCUUUUCUAUAACCCUCACAAAAGACUGAGUGGGUCACUAAGAAAAUCGAGAAGAUCUAUGCAGACACACCCGAGCGACAGGGAGUUGCGGAUUCUUUUUUGCAUUCACAAUGAAGAUGAUGUCCCGGGCAUUAUUUCUCUUCUCCAAGCAUCAAACCCCACAGUCGCUAGCCCAAUCUGUGCCUAUGCCCUCCACCUGAACGAGCUCGUCGGUCGUGCGACACCAUUCAUCCUCCCCUACAACAAGCAGAUGAAAAGAACGAAAUCCAAAAGAUCUUACCACAUAAUGCGUGCUUUCGAGAAUUACUUUGGCAACUCGAAUCACUUAGUGAAAGUCAAACCCUACACGGCGACCGCAUCAUAUAAGACAAUGCACGAGUACAUCUGCCGGCUCGCUCAAGAUGAAAGCGUGCCUCUCAUUGUCCUCCCCUUCCACGGAAGCCAAGAAAUGUCCAACGUCCCGAACGUCAUUGCCUUGCGGAAUCUAGCUGAAAAGAUACAAGCCUACGCUCCCUGCACGAUUGGAACGUUGGUAGACACGAACAUGCGCCAUUGCUUGAGUAAAUCAACGACAUUUUCUUGUAAGGUCGGUGUAAUAUUCGUCGGUGGGACCGACGACCGCGAGGCCUUGGCGUUGGCUCUUCGCAUGAUUGGACGGCCCACUGUCAGUGUCACGGUGGUUCGCAUCAUUUUCCACGAUGUUUACAAAGAUAUCGACGAAAUCAUGGAGAACAAGCUUGACAAUGGGCUGAUUGAGCUAUUUCGGGUGAAGGCCGGUGCCGAUCUGUGCUCCACAUACCAUGAGGUCGACGUGAAAGACUCCGAGCAAGCGAUAGGCAAAAUUCAAGGUCUGAAGAACAAGUUCAAUCUCGUGAUGGUGGGACAAAAGAGAAGCGCGGGGAGCGUGUUCUCCGAGGAAACGAUGUUGAACUGGAGCGAGAAUCCAGAGCUAGGAGUGAUUGGCGAUUUAGUUGCGUCUUCCGAUUUCAGAGGAGAGACGACUUCGGUGUUGGUUUUGCGCCAUUACAGGGAUCCUAAGGGCUCCUUCCACCAUCAUUUAAAUGUCCACGAAGGAGGUUAUCUUCUCAGAAGAGCACCGUGUUGAGGAAAAAAAAAAGAGGUUAUAGCACGAGUCUCUUUUUCUAUUUUUCUCUUCUUCUUCUUCUUUUUUUCUCCGGGGGGUGUUCAAUAGCUGAUGUUAAUACGCACUCCUCCUUAGACUAAUUGCUUCUUCUAUUGAACUACUUUUUUUUUUUUCAAUUUUUGACUUUGAUGUUACGGUAUGCCUACUUGACAAAGAAGGCCGAUUGUAUAGGAUGAAAGUCAUACCGACUCAUAUAUAAAGUCUUCAAGGUGAAAAU
This is a messenger RNA of Eucalyptus grandis, 2623 nucleotides long. Its product is annotated as cation/H(+) antiporter 15. The transcript has 3 exons. NCBI's taxonomy places the organism in Eukaryota, Viridiplantae, Streptophyta, Magnoliopsida, Myrtales, Myrtaceae. Bases 1 to 2367 code for a protein of 788 amino acids. Gene Ontology annotation, molecular function: antiporter activity. The record is from RefSeq and is a predicted model, not a curated record. Gene Ontology annotation, biological process: regulation of pH; proton transmembrane transport. Gene Ontology annotation, cellular component: endomembrane system; membrane.